Molecule: messenger RNA, 4254 nt
Organism: Symsagittifera roscoffensis
Lineage: Eukaryota; Metazoa; Xenacoelomorpha; Acoela; Convolutidae
Exons: 1
Coding region: 104-4117 (1337 amino acids)
Biological process (GO): protein K63-linked deubiquitination
Cellular component (GO): cytosol
Molecular function (GO): cysteine-type deubiquitinase activity; K63-linked deubiquitinase activity
Source: RefSeq, a predicted model, not a curated record
UCAGAUGGAUUUCGUUCUCUAGUUUUGCCAAAUUGUAUAGAAUCAGAUCUCGAGAUUUUCCCGAUGUGUUAAUGCCAGUUAUAGUUCCGAAUAUUAACAACUGAUGAGUAGCUCCAAGCGUUCUUAUGCGGAUGUUGCACAACGCAAUCGAUCACCUUUCGGUGGUAGAUAUAACACUGUUGAGAAGCAGGAGCCUUGGGUACAGUUCGACAAUUUCAAAGCAACCAAUGGUGAUAUCAUAUAUAUUGGUGAUUUCUGUCGUAUUGACCCAUGUCGUGAAUGCAAGAAAUCGCACGUAGGUUUCGUACAAUCUAUUCAGAAAUGUACAGAAAUGUCCUCGAAAGUUCAUUUUCAGCUGGUCGGAAAAUCUAGAUGCUGUGUGCCUGAAGAUCCAUUUUCUAUAUUUGUGUCCCAUGUCGUCGUUAGGAAAAUAGGAGGACUGCGAUCCGAUUCCAAUCGUGUGCUUAUUGAAGGAGACAUAGCCUGGUGCUAUAUUCCGACGAUCAACCGUUUUGUUUACGGUGAAGUAAAAAAGUUCUUGGAAGACGACACAAAAACAAAAUUAAAAUUGGUGGCAGUACCAGAACGUGAGCAGCCAUCUGCAAUUUGGAACAUCAGAGGGGUUCUGCAUUGUGAGAAUAAUACUAUUACCGUAACAAAGAGCUUGUGUGCUUUUGCUUUUCGCUGUACUCCCUGCCAAGUAGACGAUUCAUGCGAGAUAUUUUUCUUCGAAAGUGGAAUUCACCAAGGUAUUGUAAAAAGUGUUGAAAGUAAAAGAUAUACAGUCAAGCUUUUUCACUGUUCUCAUGUACCACAGCUAUCUUCAAAAUUAUACACGGCGAUUCAGGAUGGUUUAAAGAAGGGCGAAAAAAAUGUCUCUAAUAUCAUCGUUAGAAAAAUUAAAUCUCAAAAUGAAUCUGACGGAAGCAAUGACUCGACUCCACAAUUGCUAGAUAAUGACGUUGAAAUGGUGGAUCUCACUGGCUACCCGUCGAAGAAAGAGACAUACAUUACUGAGGAGCGAAACAACCCAUUGAUUGGUAAGUUCUGCUGGAUUGAAGACUCCUAUUUUGCUGACAAAAGUUGCUUAUUUGAGGAGCAUUGUGGCUACAUUUUCACUUUGUUACGCGACACAGAUGAAGUUCUAGUCGGCGUUGAGUUGAUAGAGCCAUGCAUGAGUUGUGCUAGCGCAACUGAUGGCUCAUUCAAGGGAAAACUUUAUUUAGAUGGAGCAAAAGUCAAAAGCUGCUUGUUUAUACCUGAGGUUUAUUUGAAGUUAGUAGAUUUUGCUGAAGUUGAUGGGCGUAGUUUGCAACAUUCAGACGUGUGCCAAGUUUUCAUUCCACAAACUCAAGCGAUAGAAUUGGCAUAUUUCAUAGAUGCUAAAGACAAUGGUAGGUUAAAGAUGAAUUUUCUAAACUCGGAAGUGUUCAGCCGAAUUUCAGAAGAAAAAUCGAAUUUUCUCGAAAUAAUACCAAAAAAAGCUUCACAGUGUCUAUGUAUUGAAAUACACCAGAAGCUUGCUAGAUUUGUCUUUCGAUGUGAACCCGUACAUGAUUCGAGCCAAAUUGAAGUUUACGUUCCCAACCACAGUAUUUUCAAUGGGUUUGUUAUGAAGAAGGAUGAUGGCUCUUGCUCAGUUGUCUUUGCUGAUGGAAAUAUCAAGGAGGCUUGCUUAGGCGUUGAUUCUAGACACUUUCACAGUGAAGGCGAUUCGCAGUACAGAAUAAAAAAUUUAUUCCUGAGGCGAACAGCCACUUCCCAAGUCAAAGAUUCAAACUGCGAGGAGAAUCGCAAACAAGCCGAUAAGUUUGAUUUUGAAGACCAUGAAACGGAGCCUUCCCCAAAAUAUGAAAGCCUUAAAUUGAGUUCGGAGACAACUACAUUUAACUCGCGUACACCUGAAUUUCCACGUGCUCUCCCACCCAACCCGGAGACAACUACCUUGAACUCGCGUACACCCGAAUUUCCACGCGCUCUCCCGCCCAACCCAGAAAGCAACUCAAGCGUACCGUCCCCGUCUUACGAAAGCCUAAAGCCUCAUGGAAUUCAUCUCAAGCAAGGAGAGUUUUGCUACAUUGAAGAAGGAUAUAUGACACUCUUUUGCGAAAAAAAGAACCACUAUGGAACUGUUGUUGCUAUCAUAAGCACUAAAAAAGGCGGGGCCACAGCUUGUGUGAAGCUCAUUGGACGAUGUCAUUGCAAAACAAUUGGAGAUGGAACGUAUGAUGGUAAACUCUGGCUUGAGAAACCAUUGAGAGAACGGUGUUUGUUUGUCCCUGUUGCAAAAGUACAAGUCAUUGAGUUUCAUAAACACUCUUCGGGUGCCCUUUUUGAGGUUCCGAAGAUCCAAGAUGUAUGCGACGUUUUCAUUCCAUCUCUGAAGCGAAAGUUCCCCGCAAUCGUGACAAAUAUUCUCGAGCCUGAGUCAUUCGUCGAGGUACAGAUGAUGGAUGAGAUGAUCCGGUUUACUCCUAAUUAUGAGCAGAAUGUUGAUGGGUUACAAAAAUGCAUUUUGAGAAAUGGAUUUGUAUAUUAUCAGCUCAGAGAAAGUUUUGUCAGAUCCCUAUUCAGUCCAUCUGAAGUGAGGGUUGGGACAAUUUGCCGUUUGUUUGCUCCAGGACAAGGGGUUUUCCAGUGUCUUGUAGAUAGUCUUCAUGAAAAUUACCGAGCUCAAGUCACUUUACUCGAAGGCGAUAUCGAUAGGAAUGAAAUAAAGGGUUUAGACGAUUCUUUCUUUCAAAAAAUUGGUGGAAAGUCAUUCAUUGUGAGUCGAAAUUUCUUGCUCUUUCUUGCUGACACAGACAAUGAUUUUGGACCUGGUUUUGUGGUCGUAGCAAAAUCUGAAAGUGGCGAUGAGUCUUUUGAGCCGACCACUUUAUCCAGAGAUAAUACCCCCAGAGCCGCCAGACAGUACGCCGUGCAGCAGGUCCAUAUUGGAAAGAAGAAGGGCAUCCAGGGACAUCAUAAUUCGUGUUACAUGGACAGCUUGUUCUACUCGCUUUUCUUGUUCUCUGAUGCUCUGGACUCGAUUUGCAAAAUAGACUUAUGUAAAAACGUCGAUAUUCGCAAUUCAUCUGCGUUUGAAAUGCAGAAUAAUCUAUUGACCUUAAUUGUCAAUCCUUUGAGGGGUGAAAACUGUUUCGUGCCUGCCGGAAAUGUCAUGCGGCUGCGGAAGCAACUGGAGACGUUUCUCCCUGGAGUGUCGAAGGAGGAGAAGGAUGCAGAGGAACUGCUAGCAGUGCUAUUCUCUAAAAAUUUCGUGGGUGGAGAUGGUCAUCCACCAUUGUUGCACCUUCGCAACGUCAUGCUUGAAGAAGAUCAAGACCUGUUCGUGUAUCAAGUGUUCGUGGAACCUGAGAACGAAGAAGCCUACGCUAAAAUGCAAAAGUCCAUUCCAUGCGUGCAGAACAUUCUGGCGCAGUCUUUUGUGCUUCAAGGACAAUUCUUUCGACAGAAUCCGACAUGCUUCUUGAUACAAUUGCCACGAUUCGGCAAAGAGAAAGUGUUUCCUGGAAUCUUUCUUCCGAUUGAAAUUGACAUAUCAAACAUCUCCCUAUCUUCUCCCCAAAAGUGUUCCAUCUGUUCUGUUGCUGCGGCGAAAUUGAGGUGCAAGAGUUGUUCAUUGUCGAGAUCUGAAAGAGUGAUGGGAGCUCGCGAAAACUUCUCGAUCAUUCAGUACUGCGAACAAUGCUCUGAUGUUAUACACAAAUCCAGAAAGAACCACGUCAAAGAUGAAAUUCCUACCGGAGAACAAAGUCUGAAUGGGUUCAAAUACAUUCUGGACUCAGUGAUUUGCAUAAAGACCAGUCAUUACGUGAGCUUUGCACGAACAAAGCUUAACUCACCAGACGGGAAAAUGACUUGGCUGUUUUUCGACAGCAUGGCUGAUAGAGUUGAAAACAGAAGAUUCAUGGACAGAAAUGUUCCCGAAGUGAGGGAAUGUCCGACCAUUGAAGGUCACCUGAAACAUUUGAGCGGUUUUAAAUCGGAAACAGAACGCCUUGAUUACGUGGAACGCCACGCCUUGCAGGAUGAAAUGCUGAAGAGAUUGGUGCAAGACGCCUACAUUGGAGUGUACAGACAUAAGCAAGACACAAUGGAAACCGAAGUUUGAAUUUGGCAUCUACGAAACUUAAGAGCCUUGACUUAUAAAUGAAUCCAAUAAUAUUAGCUAGCUUAGAUAUGAGUAUAUAUACCCUAGGAUUAUUCUAUUUCAAAAUUACAUAACACUAAUUGACAAGCUUUUCAAAC